Molecule: messenger RNA, 3414 nt
Organism: Candidula unifasciata
Lineage: Eukaryota; Metazoa; Mollusca; Gastropoda; Stylommatophora; Geomitridae
Source: the annotation of a GenBank genome assembly
AUUCGCAAUGAGGAGAAUAAAGAAAGAAGUCUGGAGGAGACUUUCAGGAAAACUGUAGAAAGCACCCAGAAGGAAAAAUAUGCACUGAAUCGAAAAGUUGCCCAGUUGACAGCUGAUCUGGAGGUUGUGAAAUCAGAGAAGCUGCAUGCUGUAAGCAGACAGAAGAUCUUGGAGGAAAGAAUCAGAACCCUAGAGAAGGAAGUCUCCAACAAAAUGGUCAAGUUUGAUGGGCUGGUUAAAGAGGUUGAAGAUUCAGCAGAUCGCCUAAUGCGGUAUGAAGCACAAACAUCACAUCAGCGGCGGGAACUAGAGUUCAAACAUCAAGAAAUAGAAAACGUCAGACGAGAACUGAGGGAACUGUGGCUAGCGCACAACCAGCUGACAGAACAUUCCGGGCAGCAGGCUGAUCUUAUCAGGCAGCUUCAGUCAUUACAACAAGAUACACAAACAAUGUUGAAAAACCAAGAGGAUGCUUUCUGUAUGGAGAAUUCUUCUUUACAGAAGAUGUUCACGGACGUCAGCACUAGGUACGAGUCAGCAAAAAGGACGGAAGCAGACCUUAGGCAGCAAAUCUUGGAGUUGAAAAAGAGUCUUAUGGACAAAGAUGAUAUCAUAAGCUCCUUGCAGUCGCAACAAGAAUCUGUGUACCCAUCCUGCAAACAUGAAUCAGAAAACAGACAGUUUGGAGGACAGCUUCAUUACAGUGGCAGUUUUCUGGACAUUUUGCAGGCAGUUGAUGAAGCUGAGAAGCAAAAAAAUGCAAUUUCAAGAACACGAGGAAGAUCAUUAAAUCGACUGUUUGAUCUAGACAAUAGAAACAGCCCUGACAUUGAUAUGAAAAGGACAAGGUCACUGUCCCCUCCAACAAAAGACACAGAGCCCAGGCUGGAACCUUGUGAUGUCCGAAAGGUUGCUCAGCUGCAGAAGGCGUAUGAUUUGAAGGUUCGCCAAUUAGAAGAAAUGAGACGGGCUCAUGAUAAACGUCUGCAAAGAUUCCAGAACCUUCAAGCAAGUUACCGAUUGGUUAGAGAAGAAUUGAAAUCUUUGGAGUUUUCAAGGGGUGUAAGACCAAAGAAACCAAAGCGUGCAGAUCCUCGGUCACUGCAAAAAGAGAAUAGUGACCAAGUGUGGAAUGAACUAGCAUAUUUGAAAGCUGAGAACAGGACGCUGCAGGUUGACACAGUAUCCCUUCAGGAAGAAGUGGAUCUGCUCCGGGUGCAGGCCUGUCACGAUGUGGCUGCAGUUCAUGAAUUGAAGAUGGCUCUACAGAGUCAGAAGGAGGAGUAUGAGUUUCAGUUAAGAAGCCUGUGUCGAAAGAGCAGAGAUAAGAGAGAAACUGAUAAACAGUUGUCACUUCUUAAAUCACAGGUCCACAGUAAAACUGUCCACAUCGAGAAGCUGGAGAGGGAUAUCAUGCGAGCUGUUAGCCAGAGGGACGAUCUCAUCCAAGAGAAGAGUAAAAUAAUAUCGGGUUUGACCAGCACCCAGCAGGAAGCAUCCAAGUAUCGAAUGGAGCUUGCAGAUAUGAAACAUCAACUUCAAAGUCUCAGACAUAAACUGGAAGAUGUCAGACAAAAGUCACAUGAUGCUAAAGUGGCACAAGAUAACAGAAACGCUUUUUACGGAUCUGAUGACCUUGUCAGUGCAGUAGCCUCUAGUCUGAUGACAAAGAAUAGGAGGAAAAAUCAUAAAGUUCCAGCGCAGCAGACACCUCUGAGUCACAGUGCAGAAGACACAUCUGGACUAGAUAAUGGCAGUGAUGAGGAGUGGGAAGAAGUGUGUGAACCUGGCAAUAGUGAGUCUGAGUCACAGCCUUCAAGUUUGGGGAAAACUAUUGCAAAGCAUUCUCGUGUCAAGAUUCAUAGAGUUAAGGGACUUCAGCCAGACAUUCUGAACAAAAAAACAAAACCACAUAGAAUCCCAAUACAUCGACCUGUACGGACAACAGCAAAUAAACGGAUAUCAGAAAGAGCAGCCGGUCACACAAAAUUACCUCUGUGGAUUAGUUGUCCAGUGGAUCACGGGGCACAAAGAGAAUUUGCCACUUCACCCAUUGCAUUCAUCAAUCCCACAUCAUCAUCUUUAUCACCACUGACAAGUCAACCAGCAGCGUUUACAACAACACCUCCACCUCCCUGUCUCACGUCAGCAGCAUCCACCAAUCACUCAGCUCGAAGAACUGCCGAAAGUAGAUCAAUGGCAGCUCUCCGACAGAGGAUGUCCCGCCUUCAGCAGCAGGUAUCGGUGCUGAAGAAAGCUAAGGCGUCUGCUGCACAAUCAGAGGAGUCAUUGAGAGAAACAGUAGAUAAACUGAAAGUGGAACUUUCUUCAGCUUACGGCAGAUUGAAAGCUGCCAAGCAACAUAUUCAGAAGCUACAAGUAGACCUGGAGAAAUUGCAGACAGAAAAACAAGUUUUGGAUGAUGGUUCAUCGUCAAACAAGGCUGACACAAAAACUGAAGUGUCAGCAGACGUACAGGAAAUAAAAAUUCUAGAAGCAAAACUGAAGGUAGCUUUGAAUGAGGCAUCAAAGCAGUCUGUGGCAAUGAAAGCAGUGAAGACAGAAAAUGAAAGUCUUCAUGACCAGGUUAAGACCUUACACGACAGAAUUAACCACCUGGAGCGAGACAUCACUCAGAAAAGAAACUUGCUGGAAAGUCAAAGAGUCAAGCUGAAACAAGUGCAAGAUGUUAGUAAAGCAGAUGCAGAGAAUCUUGAGGAUCUUCAGACGAAACAGAAACUGUUGACAGACACCAAUAAUAAAAUGAAGGUUCAGCUGGAAUCUCUCAAGAAUAGACUGACAGCGAUCAUGAAGGAGAAGAAGCAAUAUGAAGAGAAGUUGAUCAAGGUGUCCCUGGAGCUGGAUCUUAAAACCAAGCAGUUGCAGGAAGCUUGCACUCAGAGAGUCAGUCUGGAGACGGCCCUGGCUGAUCUGGAGGCAUCAGCAAAACACCAACUUCAUGGCCUGGCGUCCCAGUCUGAGGCAGCUAUUGAUGUUGCUAGAGAAAAACUGUUUGAGUCUCAGACUAGAUUAACACAGUUCUACACGGUUCUGAAGAUCCUGACCUCAGAGCUUCUCAGUCGGGUGGAUGAUGCUCGUUUAAAGUUUAAGGAGGUGAAGAUGGCUGAGGAGCAGACACCACGAGAAGGUGACUUGUCUCUCCAAAAGGCUCAGGACAGAGCACGAGAUAUUCUCAAUCUCAGCUAUUCUGACCUCGAAGAUAUCAUGAGUGCAGAUGGAGACAGAGAUUGUCAGGAGUCACUUUCAGAGGAAAAUAAAAAGUUGGACAAACGAUGGCUGCAGAAAUGUGAGAAGCUGUUGGACAGGAAAGGUGACUUUGUACAGCCAUUGGUCAACUUGCUGCUACAGAAAAUUGACGAGAGAGCGGAUUUACUAUUGAAGCUCUCUUCCUGA